AUGUCGCUUGAUUCAUUAGUUAAAACAUUUUUAAUUACUCCUGAAUUAACUAGAAACGCUUUCAUUGAAAAUUUGUCUUUGGUUGAUCUUAACAAUACCUGUAAAGCUUUUCCUCAUAUGUUUUCUCAUUUUAAAGCAAGAAAUCGUACAUUAAGCUUGCCUCUUAUGGAUUAUACUUUUACUAUUAUUAUUAGUAAUUCUAAUGAUUCUCAACAAUAUGGUUAUGAUGGUCAUAGUAGAAUUAUUUUUUUUAAUGAAGUUUCAAUGGAGAAAGAAAUAAGUUAUUUUAAAAAUAUAAGAGAUACAACACCUUUAAUGCAUGAUGUACUUUCAAUAUGUAUUGAGGAUCGAAGAUCUACUAAAUUAUUUCAUGAUGAUAUUGCUUAUGGAGAAAUUAUUGGAAGAUUUAUAAAUGAAUUACUUGAAAUAUUUGAUAAUGCUUCAACAAUAAAUUUUAAAAUAUACAACAAACAAUUUUCUUCUUCAUUACCAUUAUAUGCUAUUGAUAAUAUAACAAAUAUACGAAUUAAGACAAUAACAAAUUUAAAUUUUUCAAAAGCAAUUGAUUAUGUCAAUAACAAUGAUUUAGAAAAUAGAAUUAUGUUUUCAAAUCUUUCUUCAUUAGAACAAAUUACUAUAACAGCUUUGGAAGAUCAUGAAUAUCAAGCUAUCUUAACAUUAGAAGCAUUUUUAGACAAAGCAAAUAUCAAAAAAAAUUUGUGCAUCAAUAUUAGUAAUAUAAAAUUUGGUAAUUCAUUACAAAAAUUAAGUCAUAUCCUUUAUCAAUUAUACACUAAAGGAUCAUGGAUAAAAUUAAAAUUUAACAAUCAAGUUUUUCAACAUCAAUUGCUUGGUUAUGAUGUAUUUAGACAAAUACCAAUAGUUUAUGUUUUUAAAAAAAUAACUGAAAUAAAGUUAAAAAUUAAUGAUUUUCAAAAACUUUCUUGGAUAGUCAAUUAUGGUGUUAAUGUAAAAAGUUUAGCAUUAUAUAUUGAUACAAAUUCAUCUCUUUUUUAUUUACUUAGUGAUAAAUAUCUUUCAAAUAUACAACUUUUAAAAAGUUACUAUCCAUUAAUUAAUUUAACUGGAUCAAAAUCACUUGUUGAGGUUGCAUUUAUAACACAACAAUCAAUUAUUGAUGAUAAACUUUUUAAACCAUUAACUACUUGUUUUAAAUACAUUGUAGAUUAUUUUAUUGAUGCUUUACCAAAAAGAAUAAGAAGAUUAACAUUAUCAGGAGACGACUAUUUAAAUGAAAGUUUACUCAACAAAAUAAAUUAUCAAUUUCCUAAUCUUGAAGUUAUGAUUCUUCGUAAGAUGAUUAUUAAAGAAACUUUAAAUUUGAAAAAAUUUUUAUCAAUGAAAUUUUUAUACUUAUCUUAUGUUAAUUGUUUUAAAAUAGUUGGAAAACUUAAUACUGUUGUAAUAGAACAUGGUGGAAAAUUUGAAAUGGAAAAACCAGAAAAUAUUUCUACAGAAUGGAAUAUGAUUGAAACAGAGUGGGAAUGUGAUUCUACAAGAUUGGGACCAUGUUAUGAUUACUUUCAUUUAGAAAUUAAUUUUGAUAGAUACUUCCAAAUAUAUUCUAAAAAUGUUUCAACGUUAGUUUUCUCUUCAAAUGUAUUUAAGAAACAUAGAGAAAAUAUUAAAUGGAUUGACGAGAGUGGAAAUUACUAUUUACUAUAA
Molecule: messenger RNA, 1686 nt
Organism: Strongyloides ratti
Lineage: Eukaryota; Metazoa; Nematoda; Chromadorea; Rhabditida; Strongyloididae
Exons: 1
Coding region: 1-1686 (561 amino acids)
Source: RefSeq, a predicted model, not a curated record